AUGGUGAGCGAAUUCAGAGAGAGCAGCGCGGAUAAAUCAUCCGAAAAACCCGGAAAAGAGCAGGUAGAAGAGCAUGUUUCAGAGUUGGCGCGCGAUGCGGAAGCGCAUUCAGACAAAGACUCCGAAAGCGACCUCUCUAUGGACGAGGAUUUGACUGACACAGAAAAUAACGAAGAUGGCGCCGAUAAGAAAAAAGGAGAAAAACAUGAAAAUGAAAGGGGGGCGCAGAACAAUGCAAUUGGCGAACAAAAUUAUGCUUCUUGGCAGGGGUACACCUCCGGAGCAGGACGGCCCGGCUUUGGAAGGGGCAACCCGCAGAUGCAGAAAACUCCUAUGUAUGCGCCGCCAACAAGGACCGCCCGGCCGUUCAAAAGCCCGAUCACCUUGCAGACGUUUUCUACGCUAGUGAUGCUUACUUUUUUCGGGCUCAGUAUAUACAUUCUAUUGACCACAGCCUUUAAAGGGAGCGACUCCGGGGCAAGCGAGGCAUACUUGAAAAAACAUAUAAAGGACCUGCAGGGGAAGUACGGGAAGGUGUCUCCAAACGACUGCAAGCAGGGCGUGUAUUUUGGGCUGGACAACGAGUUCAACGGAUAUGCCCGAGUGGUGCUGCCGUGGGUUUUUAGAGAGGCGCUGGGCACCAGCUUGGACGACGAUGAAGCUGAUAACCUGGGCCCGAAGAACGGCAACUGCUUGGAAAAGAACUUGCUGGUCUAUGGAAUGCCGGGAACAGGAAAGUCGUUUUUUGCCCGUAAGAUAUUUCUGCACUUGGCUCUGAACAUACAGGGAGAAAAGCUGAAGAAAAAGUACGGGCUUAGAGAAAUUUUCAUAAACAUGGAGGACGGGAUGCGCGAUAUUGUGAAGGAGUUGUACGAGUGCAACGACGCAAUCGAAAUGUAUCACAUAAACUCGGGAAUGUUUUUGACCUCGCUGGUGGGAGACUCUGAGAAGUCUCUGCGCACGUUUAUGCAGUUCAUAGACUGGAGGCAGAAGACCAUUCCGGUGCUUAUAUUCAUGGACGAGGCAGAUGUGCUGCUGGGAAACAGAAGGCAGGCGCGGAGCGGAGGCGAGGAGGUUUCCACAAACCUGAAGAAUAGCUGGCUGACCUGGAUGGACGGGAUCGACACAGACGAAAACAAGAAGGUGUUUAUAAUAGCAGCAACAAACUUCUUUAACAGAAUAGACCAGGGUGUUAAAAGAAGAUUUGGGUCCCAGCUGGGUAUUUCAACGCUUUCGACUAGAGAAAGAAAAGAAAUAAUCCAAAAAACGCUAGUGGCAAGCUCGACGAUAUGCGUUUCAAAAGAAGAGAUGGCGAACAUCAUAGAAAAGACCAAGGGCUUCUCUGCUUUUGUGCUUACGAACAUAAUCCACGAGAUGGCCAACAUCAAAAACGCCAAGAAGCGGCCUGUUGACUACAAAACAGUGAUGAAUGCCAUAAACAGGAACCGUGCUAGCGUGGACACAGAAGAGGCUGAAAGAAAAGAGGCGGAGGCGAUUUCCAAAAAGCACUCGCUUCCAAACGACGGGAGCAUGUCGUCUCCAACAAGCACUACUUCAACCCUGUCCUAUGAUUCACAAAAGCACUCAAUUCCCAUCACGAAGGAAAAGAUGACGAAGAUAGAAGACUGCAUGCACAUGAUGACAGACAAGGCCAUAAAAGAAAAGAACGCCCUAAAGAAUAUCUUGUCGCAUCUUGAAAACAGGCGCAGGGCAAACAUGGGCGACGACGAAGAGGAAUUCGACACUGACGCAGAGGGCUUGAAUGGCAGAAAUAAGCCUGAAUGCGAAGACUCAGAGGAUGAGCUGGAGGCGGAAAAGCUGAGAAGAGAAGAGGAAGAGAACGAAAAAGAAAAUAGAGGAAGCGCACAGAAUCCAGAGGAUGGCUGGCUUGGUAGGAAACUCGCCAAUAUUGUUGCGCAGAUUACUGGCUAA
Messenger RNA from Nematocida major, 1932 nucleotides. RefSeq names its product fidgetin-like protein 1. NCBI's taxonomy places the organism in Eukaryota, Fungi, Microsporidia. The record is from RefSeq and is a predicted model, not a curated record. The transcript has a single exon. The coding region runs from base 1 to 1932 and encodes 643 amino acids. Gene Ontology annotation, molecular function: ATP hydrolysis activity; ATP binding.